This is a messenger RNA of Fundulus heteroclitus (mummichog), 1975 nucleotides long. It is a transcript of the gene rgp1, whose product is annotated as GP1 homolog, RAB6A GEF complex partner 1. Gene Ontology annotation, biological process: retrograde transport, endosome to Golgi. The record is from RefSeq and is a predicted model, not a curated record. The transcript is spliced from 8 exons. Gene Ontology annotation, cellular component: Ric1-Rgp1 guanyl-nucleotide exchange factor complex; Golgi membrane. NCBI's taxonomy places the organism in Eukaryota, Metazoa, Chordata, Actinopteri, Cyprinodontiformes, Fundulidae. The coding region runs from base 371 to 1531 and encodes 386 amino acids.
GGUAUCCAUUUCUUGUUUACUGUGGCUCGAGCGAUAGCAGGGUGGGCAAGCUAUGCUUAGUUUACUCAAAGACGCCCUUAAAAUGCGUUAAUUUGCGUAAACAAGUAGUUUCUGGCCCUGUCUUGACUUCAACAAAACUUAGAAGUCUUGCUGUGGGGUUGAUUGUGUCUCGGGGUAUGUAAAUACAGUGUGCUGUAAAAUAAACAAAUUAGCAAACAUUGAGACCGAACAAGUUAAACACGGUCUGACUUGAGGAGAGAGUCACUGGCUCGUAAACAUUCUUGUACUUUAAAUUGAGGCGUCUGUAGGUUUUAUUUUGAAGGCGUUUUUAGGGGGGAUGUAUUGAGGCUCCGUUGGGUUAACCGCACAGAUGAUCGAGGUGGUGGCCUCCAUGGCCCGGGGCCCCGUGUUCCUGGCCGGGGAGCUCCUGGAGUGCCUCAUAACCUUCACUAACCCGAUGUCCCACCUCUCCACCUCCGCCAGCAGCGAGAUGCUGGCGUGGGCCAGCGCCCAGAUCCACUGCCAGUUCCACGCCAGCGAGAACAGAGUGGCCCUGCCGUCUCAGGGCAACAAGCAGGACGUCCAGGCUGACAGCGACACCGUGCUGAUUCCCAGCAGAGGAGAACGAGGGCAGUGUGUGCUGGACACACCUCCUAAGAUAUUAUUCUGCGAUCUGCGCCUUGACCCCGGAGAAAGCAAAACUUAUUCCUACAGCGAGGUGGUUCCCGUCGAUGGACCUCCUAGUUUUCGCGGCCAGGCUGUGAAGUACGUCUACAAACUGACCAUCGGCUGUCAACGAGUCAACUCUCCCAUCAAGUUGCUCCGGGUUCCCUUCAGAGUCUUGGUUCUGCAGGGAAUGCCCGAGCCUCCGUUUCCCCAGGAUGAAGAAGUUUGUCCCUCCAACCCUUUUCUGGAGGAGGAGGAAGCGAGCCGCCGGGAUGCAAGGGCCUUGGAGAGGGCGCUGGACAUGCUGAUGGUCACCACCUCGAGACGGUGCCCUCACAUGUUUAAUAUCACCAACACGCGAGGAAAAGUGGCAAAGUUCUGCAUCUUCAAGACCGUCUACAGACUCGGGGAGGACAUCAUUGGCACUUUCAACUUCUCCGAGGGAGACAUUCCCUGCCUGCAGUAUUCGGUAAGCCUUCAGAGCGAGGAGGAGAUCCAGCAGCAGUAUCAGCGGCGACCGGGACAGGCCGUCAGCGUGACUGGACACGGGCGACACCUGGAGUCCUGCCUCCACACCGCCUCCAGCCACUUCUCUCUGCCCAUACCGCUCAACGUCACGCCGGGCUUCAGCACAGACGUCGUGACCCUGAGGUGGCGGCUGCACUUUGAAUUCGUCACGGCCCGCGAGCCAAUGGAACUGCCCACCGUUCUGCAGAACCAAUCAGAGGUCACCGUCUGGGCCGGGGCGGAGCACGUGGACGUGGACACCUUCAGCUGGAACCUGCCCAUCAAAGUGCUGCCGACGAACCCGGCGCUGGCGUCCUACGUGUCCCAGUUCACCGGAACCAACAGCAUCAGCAUCUGACCAUUAGAGCUGCUGGUGUGUGUGUGUGUGUGUGUGUGUGUGUGUGUGAGUGUGAGUGUGUGUGUGUGUUUGUGUGUGUUUGUGUGUGAGAGAGAGAAAGAGAGAGAGCUGAUUUCCUUUUAAAGGUAACACAUAUUUGCACAGAGGUGCUUAUUUCCAGAUGAUAUAAGCAUGAGGAGUUGGUAGAUUCCUUUGGUAUUGAAACACGGACUGGCAGUUUGAUCGAACAUUCCUUUAGAAAAAUACGACUUUUCUUUUUCGUGGUUAUUUAUUUCCGUACCGCUUUACGCAGGAACGGUUGUUUUUAUUAUUUGGAGCUAGCGUUACCCAAGCAAGAUGUUUGUUUUUUUUCUGCGCAAGAGCUUUUGUUUGAGCUCGUGCUAAAAGCCUGCGCUGCGAUGUAAGAAGCAGAAGAAAAUAAUAAAAGUGUGACGUCAAAUUUUA